Drosophila subobscura is the source of this 1809-nucleotide messenger RNA. RefSeq lists its product as uncharacterized. Bases 1 to 1809 code for a protein of 602 amino acids. Lineage: Eukaryota; Metazoa; Arthropoda; Insecta; Diptera; Drosophilidae. The transcript has a single exon. The record is from RefSeq and is a predicted model, not a curated record.
AUGCGGGGAAUUCCAGCCAUGCUUGGGCUGCUCCUCAGUGCAACUGUAGCCUCUGUCGACCAGCUUCAAUUUCUACAUGACACCCUUGAGUCGGUGCACAAGGAAAUGCACAUUUCCACACUACUCGUGAUGCAGCGUCACCAGAGACAUUCGGCCCCGGACCCACUGCAGCCAUUCUAUCCGCUCGCCUGGCCCACGCUUCGGCUCGACAAAGGCCAACGAGUUGAGAUUUCGACCAGGUACAUGAGACCGGCCCUGGCCCUGGUGUACAUGGACGCCUACGAGGAUACUGUGCUACUGGAUGCCCUGGCCGAGUGCUUCAAUCACAUGCGAGAGACAAGGAUUGUGAUUUGGCUGCGUGUCCCACUGUCGGAGCAGUUGCUUGCCACGAUCUGUCAGCAGGCGACUGAGCACAGUUUCCUCAAUCUUCUGGUACUGGAAGGAACUACCAGCGCCCAUCGCUUGCAGCCAUUUCCUCGUGCGCACUUUCAAUCGAUUCAAAUUCAAAGGAAUCCAAAUGGUAUCUUUCCCUGUCCGUGGCUCAACUUUCAGGGCAGGGAGGCCAAGACACAAGUCUCCCUUAAGCCACCGCAAAGCUUCUACUGGAAGGAUCCUCUCACCGGUGGCGAGAAGAGCAGUGGCUACGUGUACAGCCUGAUGAGGACCUUCGCAGAGAAGCGCAACAUAAGCCUGGUACUGCUACAGGAUUCGGCUGGUAAGGCCAAAAUGGAUUGGAGUAUGGAGCUGAACGAGACGAUUGCAGGGGAUCUGGAUCUGCCUAUGACUGCCCAUUUUGCCAACUUGAGGGGUCCCAAUCAGAGUCGGAUUAAUGCCUUAGUCGGAUUAAUAACCAUCACGAUAGUAGUUCCCUGCGGGCAGGAGCUGAGGCUGGGGGACUUAUUCAAUUCCGUUUGUGUCCCGCAAAUGGUUCCUUGUAUGCUGGUGAACUACAUCUGCUUUACAGUGGCGGAGAGCCUGCUGGGAGCAAUCUACAACCACUGGGCCCACAGGCGUCGCAGAUUCAGAUGCAUAAAUCUGCUACUCAAUCUUCGGGUCCUGCGAAGUAUUCUGGGUAUGGCCGGAGAGCUCCCAUUGAGGCAUCGGACUUCCACCGCUUUGGGGCAGCUCAUCGCGUUUAUGUCUUACGCCGGCUUCCUGGUGACGACAUUGUUUGGUGCCCAUAUGAGCACUCUGCUGACCAUGUCUCCCCACUACCGACACAUUCGCACGAUCAAGGAGCUGCGCGACAGCAACCUGACCGUUGUCUUCAACAAAAUGAGUCUCAGCGUGAUCACCAAGAAAGUGGAUCCCGAUUUCGUGAGCAGCCAGCUGCCCAAUGUCCAGCUCAUGCUGGGUAAAGAUCAAACGGAUCUGAUCACUAGUCUGAACACCAGCUACGCCUAUCAGGUAUACGCCUACUCCCACGAUCCCUUGUGGUCUGUGCAGCAACACUCCAGCCGCAAGGCCCUGUGCAAGUCCCCCCACCUGGAUCUCAUCAGAGACAUUCCGUCCUGCAUUGUCCUCCUGCAGAACUCGGUCUAUGGCCUGGCAGUGGCACAAUUUGUGGACUGGGCAUGGUCUGUCGGCCUCAUGGCCCACUGGUACAGUCAAGCGGUUCACGAUAUGAUCUAUUCGGGCGUUACCCCGCAACGCUCUUUGCCACAGCCGAUCGCAGCGAGUCCCAUAACUCCACAAGAUUACAAAACAGUGUGGACCAUGCACGGUGUGGGCUGUCUUCUGGCAGUUUGCGUUUUCAUUGCCGAGUUGGUAGUGGGUCGAAGAAGGGCUCGAAUCGGUGGCAGAAAUUAA